Messenger RNA from Erinaceus europaeus (western European hedgehog), 1745 nucleotides. RefSeq names its product tyrosylprotein sulfotransferase 2 (gene TPST2). Gene Ontology annotation, cellular component: Golgi apparatus. The record is from RefSeq and is a predicted model, not a curated record. The transcript has 7 exons. Lineage: Eukaryota; Metazoa; Chordata; Mammalia; Eulipotyphla; Erinaceidae. Bases 141 to 1250 code for a protein of 369 amino acids. Gene Ontology annotation, molecular function: protein-tyrosine sulfotransferase activity. Gene Ontology annotation, biological process: peptidyl-tyrosine sulfation.
ACAAGCCCUGCACAGAGAGAGGUCUGCUGACGGACAGCCUUGGACAGGGGCCGUGGGGACUGCAGCCCAGGGAUGAACUUGCUCCGGGGAGACCCCAGCGCGCCCGACGCCCCGCGCUGAGCCCAGCCCCGCGGCCCGGCAUGCGUCUGUCGGCGCGCAGGGCGCUGGUGCUGGCUGGCUGCGCACUGGCCGUGGUGCUGGCCGUGCGGCUGGGCCAGCAGGCGCUGCAGUGCCAGGGCCGCGGCGGGCCCCGGGCGUCCAUGCGGCCGGAGCAGGAGGAGCUGGUGCUGGCCGGGCUGGACCGCGUGGAGUACCGCUACGGCAAGGCCACCCCGCUCAUCUUCGUGGGCGGCGUGCCCCGCAGCGGGACCACGCUCAUGCGGGCCAUGCUGGACGCGCACCCCGAGGUCCGCUGCGGGGAGGAGACCCGCAUCAUCCCACGCGUGCUGGCCAUGCGGCAGGCCUGGGCGCGCUCGGGCCGCGAGAAGCUGCGGCUGGACGAGGCGGGCGUGACGGAUGAGGUGCUGGACGCGGCCAUGCAGGCCUUCCUGCUGGAGGUGAUCGCGCGGCACGGCGAGCCGGCCCGGGUGCUGUGCAACAAAGACCCCUUCACGCUCAAGUCGGCCGCCUACCUGGGCCGCCUCUUCCCCAACGCCAAGUUCCUGCUCAUGCUGCGGGACGGCCGGGCGGCCGUGCACUCCAUGAUCACGCGCAAGGUGACCAUCGCCGGCUUCGACCUGGGCAGCUACCGCGACUGCCUGAGCAAGUGGAGCCAGGCGGUGGAGGCGAUGUACGCGCAGUGCCUGCAGGUGGGCCGCCGCCGCUGCCUGCCCGUCCGCUACGAGCAGCUGGUGCUGCACCCGCGCGGCUCCCUGCAGCGCAUCCUGGACUUCCUGGGCGUCCCCUGGAGCGACGCCGUGCUGCACCACGAGGACCUGAUCGGCAAGCCCGGCGGCGUGUCCUUGUCCAGGAUCGAGCGGUCCACGGACCAGGUCAUCAAGCCCGUGAACCUGGAAGCACUGUCCAAGUGGACGGGCCACAUCCCAAGCGACGUGGUGAGGGACAUGGCCCAGAUCGCCCCCAUGCUGGCUCGCCUGGGCUACGACCCAUACGCAAAUCCACCCAACUACGGCAACCCCGACCCCAUCGUGGUCAACAACACACACCGGGUCAUGAGAGGGGACUACAAGACCCCGGCCAAUCUGAAAGGGUAUUUCCAGGUGAAUCAGAACAGCACCUCUGCCCACUGAGGACGCUGGAGAUUUCCAGAUCUCUGCCCGGGGCUUGGCUGCUGCCUAGCUGGGAGGAACGCUCGCCGUCGAGUGGAAAUCGGACCCUGAUCCAAGCGCACCACUUGCUCCGCAGCCCAGACGGGGCUGUGUGCGAGGGGCGUCUUCGCAGGUGUUUGCAGGAGCCCGAGCCCAGCCUCGGACACACCGCCGGCCUCUCUCGCCUGCAGACACUGGGGGACUGUGUGAAGGGUGUGGGAGUCGUCUGGCUUUUGAAACUUAGGUAUUUUCUGUCCUGUCCCCCCCCCCACACACACACACACACACACACACGAGCGUCUCAGGGGCGUGUGCUGGGACCCGGGGCCACCUGUGCCUCCUCUCCUGCUGGCCCUGCUGCUCCCAGUGCAGGACUCUGUUCCAGAAUUUAAUAUAUAGAAGGCUCUCUGAUUCCUCCUCAGCGCUUCUCCGCCCCACAGGGAGAGAAACUGUUUGAAUAAAGUCAACAGGAACUCA